GCGCAGGCAACAACAGCGACGCUGACGUCGACAGCGCUGGUGCGAGCAAAAACAAAAAAAAAAAAAACAAAAAAAAGAUUACCAAAGAAAAAAUUUUGGUUUUUUUUUUUUUAUUUCAUUUUUGGUACGCGUCUAUAAACAUUGGUGCGCCCUUAUGCUGCCCAACCAUUCGCUCUUCAGAUUCGCGUGAAUGCGAACAUAUCGCAAAAAAACAUAAAAACAAAAGGAAAGAAAACAAACUGAAAAAAAAAAAUAGCAAAAAAGAUUCGGGACCAGCAUGUGAAAAUUUGACCUCGAAUAAAAUUUGCACAACUCUUGCCAAACAAAAAACGCCAACACAAAUACACAUUUAAACAAAGUUCCUAAAUUUUAUAUUAAAAAACAAAAAAAAAGAGAGAGAAAAGUCGCAAAUUGUGCACAAGUAAAAAAAAACUCAUAAAAAAAGUUCCUCAAUAAGCAGCCGAAAAUACUCGCAACACCUGCAAGUAUGACAGCACUUGGAUUACUUUUGCUAUCAAUGAUGGGUUACAGCCAACACAUGCAACCCGCCGGGACGGAGGGCGGUGCGGUCGCAUCUGGAGGCAGGUCACAGCUGCUGUCUCGCGCCGAUUGGGGAGCACGCAUGGCCAAGCAGGUUGAUUACUUUAAGGGACCAGCGCCCUAUGUCAUCAUACAUCACUCUUACAUACCCGCUGCGUGUGAAAGCACGCCGGAUUGCAAGCGCAGCAUGCGGAGCAUGCAGGACUUCCAUCAGGUGGAUCGCGGCUGGAACGAUAUUGGCUAUAGCUUUGGCAUUGGCGGCGAUGGUAUGAUCUAUACGGGACGCGGCUUCAAUGUCGUCGGCGCGCACGCUCCCAAAUAUAAUGACAAAAGUGUGGGCAUUGUUCUCAUUGGCGACUGGCAAAUUGAACUUCCGCCACCUUGCAUGCUGCAGGCUGCGAAGGAUUUAAUUACUUUCGGUGUAUCACAAGGCUACAUAGAUCCGGCAUACAAGCUACUGGGCCAUCGACAGGUGCGGGAUACUGAAUGCCCUGGCGGCCGACUGUUUCAGGAGAUUUCAACGUGGCCGCAUUUUACACAGGUCAACACCACAGACAUCGCAGCGGCACCGCCUGCGGCCAAAAAGAUUGAACCUAAACAUUGAAGAAGCUACUUAUUAAAGAAAAAUCACCAGAGUGCCUUUAAGAGAGAGAGAGAGAGAGGGAGAGGAAGUGGCGCCCAUAUACAGUAUUUCACAAUAGAGAGAGAAAGAGAGAGAGAGAAAGCAUAUAUAUAAAUAAAAUAAACUAUUAGCAUUACAAUUUAAAAAGCUUCCUCAUUUAAAAACUAUUUGUCUCAACAAUUUGCAAUUGAUUGCUCGGAAAUUUCGCAUGUCAAUGUUUUUUUUUUUUUUGAUUUUGUUUUAAUUAAAAACCGCUGAAAAGUUGUCUACGAUCAUCAAAUUGAUUUAUGGCCAUGACAAGUUUUCAGCUUGUCAUCAUAUAAAAAAGUAACAAAAACCACAGCAAAACAACAACAAAAUAUAAAUAGACUCAGUGCCAAAGUGUGCUUUAAUUGUAUUCAUUUGGGCUUUGAUUUUCAACAAAAAUGUAACUGUGCGCAAAAGGAAACAGGUCAACGAAAAUGAUUUAAUUAAGAGUGUUUGACCGGGAAAUAGUAGCUACUGAGUUCUAGAACAUCCAUUAAUCAUUGAUUUCAAAAUACGAAUGCAAAAACACGUAGUUAAGCACCGUUUGAUAAAUUCACUAAAUUAUUCGUCAUCGAAAUACCCAGCACUAAGUUAA
Drosophila grimshawi is the source of this 1784-nucleotide messenger RNA. It is a transcript of the gene PGRP-LB, whose product is annotated as peptidoglycan-recognition protein LB. The record is from RefSeq and is a predicted model, not a curated record. The transcript has 3 exons. The coding region runs from base 488 to 1144 and encodes 218 amino acids. Gene Ontology annotation, molecular function: zinc ion binding; peptidoglycan binding; N-acetylmuramoyl-L-alanine amidase activity. Lineage: Eukaryota; Metazoa; Arthropoda; Insecta; Diptera; Drosophilidae. Gene Ontology annotation, biological process: peptidoglycan catabolic process; innate immune response.